Penicillium psychrosexuale is the source of this 1341-nucleotide messenger RNA. RefSeq lists its product as uncharacterized. Lineage: Eukaryota; Fungi; Ascomycota; Eurotiomycetes; Eurotiales; Aspergillaceae. The coding region runs from base 1 to 1341 and encodes 446 amino acids. The transcript has a single exon. The record is from RefSeq and is a predicted model, not a curated record.
AUGUCCAUUAUGUCCAGGGAUGACUGGGCAAGUAUUCUGGCUCCUGACGAUGCAGUAAGUCUGCAAGCAUCAGGGCUGGUCAGCCCUCCUCUGUCUGAUGGUACCCGUCGAAUCCAUAAACGACGCUUGAAUCGAUCCAGCGACGAAGAAGAACAACAUCUCCCACUGACCCCCGCAUCAACCGCCUCAAGCUCCGAUUCCUUUGUCAGUAUCCCGGAGGACCUGAUAUCUGUUGCCACCCUUGAGCAUCUAGGGUACAAUUCGGAAACAGCAGCCCGAAUUUGGGAGUCUUGGAUGAGCUGGCACUCUGGGGAACCCGGGAGAGAGCCCGCUGACAAGUACCAUGAUGUACCGUUUAUCGAGGUCGCUGAAGGUUAUGUGGAUUACUCCAUCGAUACCUGCGAAGAUAAUGAUGGCCGAUGGUUGCACUGUAUGGCCUCUUAUGGGGUCAACAGCGAGCUCCAGGAGGCGAUUAUGGACCCCAAGUUUCGGCACAUCCGCCUAACCGAAACUUGUAAGUUCUGGGUUCAAGAUACUAUUCGGUUACGGUACCGGGGGCUACAGGCGGUACAAGAAACAUCUCGUGAGCGUGACAUGGCUCGUCAGCGGGAAGCUUCCAGACCUGGACAAAGCAGGUCUAUUGGUUCUGGACGACGAUCGAUCUCGGAAUCUUUAAGGAUGGUCCCUUGGUUAGCACACGAAACUGCUUUAUCUCCCGCUGUAAUAAGUGCAGCUGCAAAUGCACCGGGGUAUACGACUCUAUACAAGGGUAUUGACCAAGCUCAGAUUGAUCGCUUAUUCGGCAAUGAUGGUAGCGUUGACUUUGCAUGUCUUACCUCCGCGCCACCUACUGAUUUCUCGGGACGACAUGCAGAUAUCUACUUCGCUGUUGAGCGAGAAGUGGCCGAAUAUUAUACCUGCUAUGCUAAACGCCGCAGCGUGUGUAGCGCGACUGUCAUUAUUCACAUCACCAUCCCGAACUCGGUUCUGGAGUCUCUCCCUGCACCCGAUAUCCAGCGUAUUUAUUGGCCUAGCGCAGAGUGGAAGUCGCUUAUCUUAACUUGUCGACGAAGGGAAAAGGUCCCGUCUAAUCUCCGCAAGUAUCAACUGGCGAAGCUUGUGAUUGGCACCAUUUGUGGCAAACCGACCUAUGUUUUCGGCAAUAUGCAAUCUCCAGAUGAAGUCACGGAGAGGAUGGUUCUUAAAACUAAAGAUGGACGUAACGCCGUCCAGUUCGUUUUCAAAGGGGACGAUGGAGAUACUUUGUUGGAGGAGUCCAGCAACGUUGCGGUCUUCCCUCUGACGACACGGGAGUUUGAGAAUUGGCGUGACACUGUCUAG